Molecule: messenger RNA, 3692 nt
Organism: Plutella xylostella (diamondback moth)
Lineage: Eukaryota; Metazoa; Arthropoda; Insecta; Lepidoptera; Plutellidae
Source: RefSeq, a predicted model, not a curated record
AUGCUUCUGCUCAUGUCUGAAAUUCCUGAAGGGGAAGUUCCUUUACACUUUUGCCAACGCAAAUCAGAAUUCCGGUUCACAACACAACAGACACCCAGUCUAUUACUGAGCCCUUCCUCAAGCAGCCAAGGCAGCUGCCAUGUGUGCUACGGCUCCGAUGACUGCGUGGGGGUCGCAGCCUCCUGGUGUGAAUACUACCAGCUCACCACCAGCGUCCUGGCUGAGGAGCAGGAGCAGGAGACGGCUGCCGACCCGGUGCUGAAGGCUGAAGUGGAUACAGCUCUUUAUAAUGUUUUGAAGACAGACACGAGUUUCACGGAAUGUAUACCGUAUGUGUCCCAGUAUACGAACUGCGAUAAAGAGUCCAUCUGCUCUGGCUGCCAGUUCUGCAGCUGCGACGGCGGCGGACGCUGGCGCUGCGCCCCGAGGCAGGGCUGCGAGCCGGGCGCGCCCCGCCGGGAUGUAGAUCGCCGGCUGCUGCAGCGAGCCAUGAAGCUUCUGGCUGGUAGACCUGCUGAUGUUAAGCCUAAUAAGUUACACUACAAACCACCAGGAACUCACCAGGACCGCGUAAAGCGUUCCUUCCGCGACCUCGCGCGCCUGACCGGCCUCGGCGCCUGGAUGGACGAGGUCAGACUGCACUCCCUCAGCACUGUGCGCCCAUCCACCAGCCCUCUUGAUGAUGAAGGAAACUCAACGGCUUCUAAUGUAACAGGGUUGAAGGAUGAACCAACGACGCUGUUCAACACGUUGGCUCGCUGGAUGCAGAGCGUGCGGCCGCGCAGCAUGGCCAGCAUCAGCGUGACUCCUGACCGGGAGGAGAUACGGAAUAUCAUCAGGACGAUCUUCGAAGAUAUGCAAAACAAAAAAACGAUUGGUUUCAAACUCUUUGCAACUGAGAAACUAAACGACGAUCUCGGAUUGGAGAACUUUUCAUUCAAUGAGUUAUUGAGUAACUUCUCCAUGAACAAUACUGGGUACAACAUGACGAAUAAGGACCACGAUAGUUCAGAUUUCACAAAGCUCCUGAUUGCCCUGUUCGUAUACAUGUUUAUUGAAAGUUUUCUAAUUUCAGAUUUAUUGGAUAAUGACAUUUCUUCUGACCGUUCAACUCGUAUUUUGAAAAGAGAUAUAGUUAACGAUGUUAAUGAAACUACUUCAAAUACCAAUGUAACAGUUAAUUCUAACUUAACAGCGGCCGAUAAUCUAAAAAAACAGAAUUCUACUUUGAAGGUUCUAGACAGCAAUAAUAGUUCAAAUUUGUUAAAACAUAAGACAGACGAUGAUGUUCAAAAUAUUUCAAAAACACAAAAAGACAUGAAUGAGAAUGUUCUUUCACCGUUAGCUGAUAUAAUAAUAGAGAAACAAAAUGAACUAGCUGAACUACUCAACAUUAGAAAACAUCUAAUAAAAAAUAUAAAAUCUAACAAGAAUUUAAACUUUUCUUCUAAUAUAGCAGACGACCUGAAAGAAAACAAAACACAUUUUGAAAUGUACAAACUAGAGAUUUUACCAGAAUUAUCCAGAAACCAUGGGUUUGUAGACAAACUAGAAAUUUCACCAGAAUCAUCCAGAGAACAAAGUGAACUAAAUAAAUAUAUGGAUACACUAAAUAAUGAUGUUUUGAAAAUGGUUCUGGAAAUUUCAGCCAUUCAAAGGUUAUCGAAAGAACAAAAAGUUAUUAUACCAAAUAAUUUCAAAACAUUGUCAAAUGCUAUCAAGCUAUACAUUCAAGAACUUAAAGAUAGUAAAGAUAAAACCGAAAUACGUGAUGUAUUUAAUUCAUCAAAUAACUUGAAAAAUGAAAGAGAUGAAGUAAAAGGUGUGGCUUCUUACAUAGAAAGUGGGUUUUUGAACGUUUUUGAAAUUAUGGACAAAAAUAAACAUACUUCGAAUAUCUUAGCACCACUAUCCAAGAAUGCUAAAACGAUAUUAAAGAGACUAAUUUUAUCUUUGACUGACUCGAUUAAUUCAAAUGACAUUAAAUUAGCUGAAAAAACACAGCUUAUCAGUAAGCUAAAGAAAGCUCAAUAUGAAUGGAAAAAAAUUGAAGAAAGGCCAAGAAACACCCAUGUGAGCGACUCUCUGCAUGAUCUCAAACUUAAACAUCUGGCUGUGACUUUUAUGGUUAAUGAACUUACUCAAUUACUUUAUCAAAUAAAUUUCUUCCAAUCUCACAGAAUGAUCCCACUAGAUCUAGAUGAAAUAGAAACUACUGUGAAUGAAAUAAGUCAAACGAUUGAAUCUAAAAUAGGAUCGAUACAUGAUUAUUUUAAUAAUGAAAAACUAAUCGCAUCUUCGACAAGUUCAAGUAUGUUUAGCGAUGAUUCUUUAUCAACAACAACUAAACCACAAGGGAAGAAGAGAAGAAAAUUAUUUUUUAUGAAACGCUUGAAGAAAUUGAUUAUGAAAUUCAUGCCCAAAAAAAAGAUUCCAAGGCAGACGGAAGAAAUACAUAAAGCUAAGUUGAUGACAAUACAAAAGGAUAUAAGUGACUGGGAAAACAACGCACAACCCCGGAAUAAAAGAUCGCCACAUGGGCCGCCCGAAAAGGUUAAAUUCAAACUUCAAAAUAUUCUACCAAAAUACUUACGAAGGAGGUUUCACCACAAUGGUUUGAAAAAGAAUACGAAAAAUUCUCUCAUAAAAGGAAGGUCUAAACGAGAAGUUCCAGUACCAGUGAUGGUGACGCAACUACCGUGGUGGGUGCGGGAGGAGCAGACCCAGUUCCCGUGGUGGAGGAACCACACGCGAGUCACCAUCGUGAACAGAGCGAGGCUGCAGCGGAGGCCCCAGAAACACGCACAGAAAAAGAAGGGCAUAUUCUCCGUUCUUCGAGAUCGCAUUGCUGAAUUCUUCUCUGGUUGAAUGGAUACGUCAAUAAAUAUUUAUUUCAGAUAGUUAAAGGUGGGUCUACGCUAGACGAACCGAGCACGAGCGGAGCACGAGCCGAACACAAUUCGUAUAGUGUGGAAAGACCGACAAGCCUCGAACGAGCGCGCUGCGAACGUUUCCGCCUGUUGUCGGUUUUUUGACGAACACAAAUUGUUUUGCUUUGCGCUCGCAGUGCAUUCGAGGACAGUGAUCGUUGUAGGUUCGUUGUUCGUCCACAUUUGACACCGUGAACGAUGAAACCUGAAUGGCUCCGCUCGAGCUCGCUUCUUCUAGCGUAGACCCACCUUAACGUUUGUUGUUUUUUAACACUUACAUGUCUAUAUAGUCACACUUUCAUUCCAUAGAACAUUAGCAAUCGUCAAUUUCAAGGAGCAAAUCUCAUAUUAUGGAUCUGAUGGACGUUUGACAGAUAAGCGAUGCUGCUUAAAAAGUGGAUUGCUAAUAUGUCGGUGUUGUUCGAUUCAAUCUAAGUAUAGGUAUAUUUAUUUUAAGAUGCGGGUAGGUUACAUUAUGUUUUCGCGAUCGGAUUCAUUUCUAAUUCAUCUGUAAUUUUUUAAUAAUAUAAUUCGGAAUAAAUACCUAUACCUACUUAUAUGUGAUUAUUGUCAUAAAAUACCGCUACUUGCUGAUAUACAUUAAAAUUGUGCAAAUUAUUACAUAUUUUGAGGAACAGGAAUUGUGCGAUCGGGAAGAUUUUGUCGGAUUCGUCUAUUUGCACCUACUUCGUUAUGCCCGCCUGGAUAACUCGAGGUAGGUUCUUACUUACGUUACGAACCCUCGGCUGUGGUGUAGAUAGU